UGUGGGGCUCUAUCCCAGGACCCUGGGAUCAUGACCUGAGCUGAAGGCAGACGCUUAACGACUGAACCACCCAGGUGCCCCCUCACUACUAGUAAGAAUUUGACUUAUAUAAAGACUGAAAACCUGUAGAUAAAUACCAUGUUUUUGUUUUUUUUUUUAAAGAUUUAUUUAUUUAUUUGAGAGAGCGAGAAUGAGAGAGAGCACAUGAGAGGGGGGAGGGUCAGAGGGAGAAGCAGGCUCCUCGCUGAGCAGGGAGCCCGAUGCGGGACUCGAUCCCCGGACUCCAGGAUCAUGACCUGAGCCGAAGGCAGUCGCUUAACCAACUGAGCCACCCAGGCGCCCCGAUAAAUACCAUGUUUUAUGACAUCAAAACAGGUUUGUGAUGUAAACUGGAUAUGCAUUUCAGGUGUUUAUGAUAUUUCUGAUAGUAAGUGGAGAUAGAAAACCCUCAUAAACUCUGAAAUAUAUGGUGUCUGAUUCAAAGCAAUUGUUUCAACUUCACCUCCGCUCUGGAUAAACUUUUAAAAAUGUACUAAUGUUAUUUUAUACCCAUGGGUAUGGGUGAAGUCCAGUAAGAAAGCACAGGAGAUUAACUGUACAAUUACCUGAAUUAGUGGCUUUUCUGAGAUUGAUAAUAAUGAAAGAUAUUCAUUAAAAAAAAAAACAAACGGGCGCUUGGGUGGCUCAGUCAUUAAGCAUCUGCCUUCAGCUCAGGUCAUGAUCCCAGGGUCCUGGGAUCGAGCCCCACAUCGGGCUCCCUGCUCAGCGGGAAGCCUGCUUCUCUCUCUCCCACUCCCUCUGCUUGUGUUCCCUCUCGCUGUGUCUCUCUCUGUCAAAUAAAUAAAUAAAAUCUUAAACAAAAGCAAAAAACUACCCUGGGAUGCCUGGGUGGCUCAGUCAGUUAAGCGUCUGCCUUCAGCUCGGGUUGUGAUGCAGGGUGCUGGGACUGAGUCCCACAUCGAGCUCCUUGCACAGCAGGGAACCUGCUCCCUCUGCCUGCCGCUCCCCCUGCUUGUGCUUGCUCUUUCUUUCUGACAAAUAAAUAAAUAAAAUAUUAAAAAUAAAUUUAAAAAACCACCCACAUGUCAUUCCCACUUUUGUUAGCUGAAAGCUAACAGUAUAGGAGGACUAUGAAGGUGAGUAGCUUGGACAGUCAGGAAAGUUAAAUUUUAGAAUUAAUCUCUUUAUUUUAUAUAAAAUGGAGAUAAUAUUGCUCAUGAGAAUAUCUGGUCAAGUGAUAGGUCAAGUUAACACAGUUACAAUUAUGGUACAUAGUCACUAACUUAAGGGAUUACUUUCACUUUGUUCUUGCAAGUGUAAAUAAAGAUCUCAUACAAAUUUGUUUACCAUGAGCAACAAAAAAAAGGACUUAAAUUAGUAGGCUGGCAACAUUUUAUAAUCACUUAGAAUUUAAUAUUGGUGUUUGAUCAUCAUCAAGUCCAGGAUAUAUAUGUUUUUAAAAUACCAAAUAUCAUAUGAAGCAAACCUUUUGGUGUAUAAUUUCCAUUAAACACAAAAGCCGUAAAUUGUAAUGUCUUCUCCAUUUUUCCAAGCACAAAAUGAAGAUAACAGUAAACAAUUAAGAUAAAAUUCUGAAUUGAAAAACUUCAGUAUGUGUAAAUAAUAUUAAAUCCCAGCAUGGUCUUUGAGCCUAAAACCAAUAAUAGUCCGCAUUUGUCUUGUUGAUUUGCAUGCACUGAAACAAAAAGCUGGAAACGAGCAUCCAUGGAAGCAAAGACACUAGGGAGGGGGCUUGGCUUUAACCAAAAGGCCAUGUGUCUUGGGAAUGAGUUUUGUGGGCCCCUCUAAUUUGCAUAAGAUGCUACAGCUGAGCAUGGAUUUGCAGCAUAGAGCUAGGGUAAAGAGAUCUGGAUUCUAGCCUCGUCAAGAUAGUUAUUCUCUGGCCCCCAGGGUACUUUACUCAUCCCCAGUUUCGAAAGAAAUUAUUUUAUGGUUUUACAUCUCAACUUUGUAUUUGGACUAAAUUCACAUGUUCAAGAUUGUUCCAUAAGUCUUCAACAAAAAAUUCUGGGUCUACCUGGAUAAAUUUCUGCAAUGCGCAGGAAGUUCAAUUUCUCUUCAGGCUAAAGAAAUCUUGAUAGCUGGUCUGGAAGUUUAGAAAUAACACUCAGAACUAAUGUUCCUAGAGGUUUUCAUGCGUUUUUGGUGUAUCGCUUCUAACAGAAGUUUCUAACAUCUCGUAUUAAAAAUCCCCAUAGUUUCCCUGCUCAGUGAAAGGGCUCCUGAAACACCUUUAUGAUGGGUACACCAUCAUUAAAAGUUCUUAGGACCUCUUCAUCUUUUGUCUCUCCUAUCACUGCCCCUUCUCCAACCAAGAAGACUUAAAAAAAAAAAAAAAAAGAUGGGAAGUGGCAAAAUUAAAGAUGUGGCAUUGGUGAAGGGCAAAAGUGGCGAGCUGACACAUUGUUUCGAUAAUUGGUUGAGAAAAGGUGAAUUACUUCCGCAAGGGUCGAUAGAUAAAAGUCUCCAGGACAUGUGUACGUGGAAUGCGUGGGUUGAACCCUGCGUGGCUCAGGGCAGGAGGUGCUAGCAUCUGGGUCGCGCUCCAGGGCCUCGGAGCCCGGCGGCCUCCACCUGCUGGAGGAGCGGUGGGGGCGGGGCUAAGAUGAGGAGGGAGGUGACGCACGCGCGAUACGGCUCACCCGGCCCGCAGCUCGACCCCCGCCCAGGCCCGGACCGCAGCAGAAUCCUCCCGCUGCCCAUCGGUGAAAAAUGGUCUCCACGAUGGUUUCUACCAUGCUCUCUGGCCUAGUGUUUUGGCUGACAUUUGGAUGGACUCCAACAUCUGCGUAUAGCCCGAGGAGCCCUGACCGGGUCUCGGAAACAGAUAUCCAGAGGCUGCUCCAUGGCGUUAUGGAGCAGUUGGGCAUUGCCAGACCACGGGUAGAGUAUCCAGCACACCAGGCCAUGAAUCUUGUGGGCCCACAGAGCAUUGAAGGUGGAGCCCAUGAAGGUCUUCAGCACUUGGGUCCUUUUGGCAACAUCCCAAACAUUGUGGCAGAGUUGACUGGUGACAACAUUCCUAAGGACUUUAGUGAAGAUCAGGGCUACCCGGACCCUCCAAAUCCCUGUCCAGCUGGAAAAACAGUAGAUGACGGAUGUCUAGAGAACACCCCCGACACAGCAGAGUUCAGUCGGGAAUUCCAGUUGCACCAGCACCUCUUUGAUCCAGAACAUGACUAUCCAGGCUUAGGCAAGUGGAACAAGAAACUCCUUUAUGAGAAGAUGAAGGGAGGACAGACACGAAGGCGGAGGAGUGUCAAUCCGUAUCUACAAGGACAGAGACUGGACAAUGUGGUUGCCAAGAAGUCGGUCCCCCAUUUUUCAGAUGAGGAUAAGGACCCAGAAUAAAGUGAAGAUGCCGGGUAGGAACCCACACUACCCGUUAGGCCUCAGUACUGCUUAUGCGCACGUGUGAUUAGAGCCCCUGUGAAUGGCAGCAUGUUUCUAAUUUAGACGAGUACGGAUGAAAAGCAGCUGUAUUUUAAUACUGCAUUGUCCUUCACACUGACAGCUCUGCUCUCUACUACUUUUUUCUUUUUAAAUAUGGAUCUGCGAUGAACAUUAAAAUUAAAGUGUAUGUAUCAACAACAGCAAAAAGCAAGACUAUGAAUGAAAUGUCCUCAGAUUUCUUGCAGUUUAAAAUGGUGUUUCGGGCUGCACUCUUUUGGCAAAGUCUGUGAAAAGCUGGCAUUUGAUUUUGAUUAUGUAGUUCACCCGGCCCUUGGGCGUUGUUACACAUCAGUAAAGAAGACUGUACUCAAGAGGAGGAACGGACACAUUUCACUUGGCUACAUCUUAAUAAAUGUGUAUGCAAGCA
Mirounga angustirostris (Northern elephant seal) is the source of this 3841-nucleotide messenger RNA. It is a transcript of the gene SCG5, whose product is annotated as secretogranin V. The transcript has 6 exons. Gene Ontology annotation, molecular function: enzyme regulator activity. The record is from RefSeq and is a predicted model, not a curated record. Gene Ontology annotation, biological process: regulation of hormone secretion; neuropeptide signaling pathway. Bases 2734 to 3372 code for a protein of 212 amino acids. Gene Ontology annotation, cellular component: secretory granule. Lineage: Eukaryota; Metazoa; Chordata; Mammalia; Carnivora; Phocidae.